Molecule: messenger RNA, 1223 nt
Organism: Coregonus clupeaformis (lake whitefish)
Lineage: Eukaryota; Metazoa; Chordata; Actinopteri; Salmoniformes; Salmonidae
Exons: 5
Coding region: 73-945 (290 amino acids)
Source: RefSeq, a predicted model, not a curated record
GAGCGUGUUAGCUACAUCUCUCAACCUAUAACUGAUUUGAUUGAUUACAACAGUACACUACCCUAGCGUGUUAUGGGUCAGACACUUAGUGACCCUGUCCCUCUGGUCUCCCCUAGGGAGCAACCAAAGGAGACCCAUAAACAUAAAAAUAAACCCAAGGAGAAGAGCAUCCCUCCAGCCCUGACCUUUCUUCAGCUGUUUACACUGCUGAGCUGCGUCAGGAUGAAGAAGACACCAUUUGAUCCCUCCCAGAGUGGUGAGGGGAGAAAGGCAACAACGAUACACGAUACGAACAACAAUAAUGACUCUGAUACUGGCUCUGACUAUUCUGCAGGUGAUGUGAAAAGGAUCAAGGACAAGAGUAAAGGAAAGGUUCGGAAAGAGAAAGUUUGGAUUGAAGUUCAGAAAUCUCAGGACCACAAACGCAGAACGACACCGGAAACAGAAAAAGACAUUAAACAAAGAUCUAACUCGGUCUCCCCUGUGGAGAAAGCAAAGGAGACCCAGCAGAAAGAGAAGAAGCAGAGCAUCUAUCCAGCUGUGGCGGCCCUGCAGCUGUUCACUCUCUUCUGCUGUGGAGGGAAAGUCAAGCUGAAGAAAACUCGUCCCUCUCAGCACAGACAGAGUAAAAAGGACCAGGACGAAGAUAAUGCAUCUGAUACUGGCUCAGACUGGUCUGGAGGAGAUGUUACAACCAAAAAGGUAAAGGACAAGAGUAAUGGAAAGGUAGGGAGGGAGAAAGACUGGACUGAAGUCCAGCUAUUGAAAUCAUCUCAAGACCACGAACCCAGAAGUACAACACCAGAAACAGACAAGGGAACUAAUUUGGGACAAAGACCAAACUCUGCAAAUCAAAGGACACCCCGGCAAGUGAAGACCCAUGUGGAGAAAAUUUACAUAAGUCCUGACUCUCCGACUCUACCACGUGCCCACGUAAGUUACUGAAACCUGACUUACUAUACGGACAGACAGAGAUUCACACAUCCAGGCAGUUUCCCCUCUGACCUCAACCGCACCCAGAACUCCACUCCUGACAUGGCACUGACCCCUGAGAGCACUAAGGACAUGAUCGCUACUGAUGAGGAUGUGAAGGAUGACUCUGCUGAAGAUUUGAUCUCCACCCUAACAGACACCUCUAUGGAGAAAUCCGUCAGUGAGACCAGCCUGAAAGCCCUCAUCGCUGAGGAUGAGGAAGAUAACAAUGAGAUGAAGGAUAUGGCUGC